UCGGUGUAUGGGGUAAUGACAAAAACAUUUUUGUAGUUUCUUAAUUAAUCGAUCAAUAGUAGAAAAAUUUGCUGAAAUGUUACUGUUAUUUAAAUUUUCCUUGUUAUUGAAAACAAAGUUUUUAAAGUAAUAAUAAAUAGCCCAUUUUCAUUAUGCUAACAUACCUAAAGAGAAUCAGUUUAAUAUUUUUGAAAAACUGAGUAGGUUGAGAAUUUAUUAAACUUAAAAUAUUUAAGAUGUAGAACAUAUCGAUUUCAGACUACAAAAAGAAAAUUACUGCAUGCUUUGAUACCAAACAAUUUUGCCGUAUAGUCAUUUAAAUUAUUUUUCAAGAUAAAUGUAUUAAAAUUGAAAGUGUUAAAUGUGAAUGAUUAUGAAAUAUUAAAAAAGCCUGAUUCCGUGCUAGAAUCUUUGUCAAAGUAUGUGGUGAUGCAUUAGAUCUGCAAAAUUUUUUAGAAUUAUUUUUAGAUCUCAUAUUAAAAUUUUAACUUUUUAUUUUAAUAAAAUGGGUAAUAAUACAAACCAAUGCGGAAAUUCUGUGCAAUCAUAGGACCCUUUAACACUCCCCCUUCUUCGUCCCUUUCUAGAACUCGAAUUUCAUUGGGUAAAAAGUAAAGGAGCGUUUUCAAUUGGACAUCACGUAAUUUAUCACCAAAUAACUCUUGAGCUCUGCCCUGAGAUUUUUCACAUUCUGCCCUGAGAUUUCGGUUACAUUAGUUUAGUUUUAUAGCUAAAUCGUCAUGCAUCCAGCACUUGUUAAUUUCAACCGCUACAGCGGUUUUGGCUCGAUUUUAAGCGAUUUCGCUUUAUUAAUAGAGAUUUUGCAGUUUUACUGCCUAAUUAUAAAACCUGAGGAUAAACCUCUUUGUCCCAAAUGCGGCUGUUCAACUCGAGUUGUUAAAGACUCGAGAAGCAAAAUUGGAUAUUGUUUCCAAUGUACUAAACGCGGAAGAAAAGUGGAUCCAUGUAAUGGCAAAGUCAGCCCAACGGAUAACACUUUCUUCGAAGGAUGUCGGAUACCAAUCGAAGACGUUUUCAUUAUAAUUAUCGAAUUCGUUUGUAAAGAACGAAUAACUUCAGUUUUAGAGCAUCUAACUUUAUUUAGACGAUCGACGCAAGGGCAAAGGUUAGGAGGUCCAACUAGAAAACCAACUACGACCGUGUCGACCACAACUGUAGUCGAUUAUUUUAGUUAUUUAAGAGAAGUAGCUGAAGUGAUAGCCUCCCACAAUUACCAUCAAUUAGGUGGAGAGGACAAAUUACUGCGACAAUACAUGGCCCUACAUUUUUACCGAAGGAUAAGGCUCGACGAGGUCGAAACUUUAGGCGAAAAAAUAGACAGAUUCCUGCGAGACAUCGCCCUUGUCUACCCGGGGUAUAAGGACGGACACCGCGUCGAUGGAUUGAAACUCCUGGAGAUGGAAGUUCCCACACCUGAAUCCGAAGGGAUUGAAGCACUUAUGCCUAAACCCAAAAAGCCUAAAGUCAUCGAACUCAGUGAUGACGACGAUGUUCCAUUUGUAGAUGACCCUGAAGAUGCAACGUGGACAGAAGCUGAUUGGUGAUAUUUGAUCUUAUUUACAGGGAAUUAGCAGAAGAGGCAAUCAGAAAGGAGGUAAGUAAA
This is a messenger RNA of Parasteatoda tepidariorum (common house spider), 1624 nucleotides long. RefSeq lists its product as uncharacterized. Lineage: Eukaryota; Metazoa; Arthropoda; Arachnida; Araneae; Theridiidae. The record is from RefSeq and is a predicted model, not a curated record.